Cladophialophora psammophila CBS 110553 is the source of this 2973-nucleotide messenger RNA. RefSeq lists its product as uncharacterized. The coding region runs from base 1 to 2973 and encodes 990 amino acids. Lineage: Eukaryota; Fungi; Ascomycota; Eurotiomycetes; Chaetothyriales; Herpotrichiellaceae. The transcript has a single exon. The record is from RefSeq and is a predicted model, not a curated record.
AUGAGGAGGACACCCGCAGCACCUGCAGGAAGCACAUCAUCAUCUGCAAUCCAGGGAGCAACCGCGCCAAUAACACCUUCCAGAGCUUCUCGCAACACCACCAAAUCACCGUCGAAGACCGCAACACCAGCAGCACAAUCGAGACGAGCCCCGGCCAAAUUAGCUUCAAACAAGACUAAGCCAAAAGCCACACCGGCGACCAAAACACCUACGACCACUAGUCGCGCGAAGGCAACGCCAAUCGCCAGAACAAAGGACGACAAAGGCGAGGAAGAUGGGGAACUACAGAAGACAUCUGACAGUAAUCAGACAUCCGAGAACGAGAAAGCUGAAACAAGGACGAGGAGAUCAAAGCCUUUGGAUAUUGGUGUGAGCGACGACGCAUCAGAGGACGAAUCGGUGAACCCGCCGAGAGCGGAAGCUGCGCCAACUCCAAAGAGGAAGAGGAAGGCAGUGGCGGUUGAAGACAAGCCGUACGUUGAUGAGGAAGAAACCGACGAAGAAGAUGCAGAGCUCGUAGUAUCAAAGACUCCAGUCCGCAAACGGAAGACCAAGCCUUUCGACGACCAAGCCUACAGAUAUGAAGGAGAAGAUUCCGAUGACGAUGAUGACGAUGAUGACGAUGAUGACGAGGAACUUGAUGAUGAUGUCCCGGGGGAUUUGCCAGUCAACCGAAUCCGAAGAAUUCAUCUCAAAGUCGAUCUAGAGAGACACAAGCAGUAUAUGCAAAUGCAUGCUGAGAGACGAGCCCGUGCAUCCCCCACAAAUUCAAGCUCCUCGUCGGCAUCUGGAUCGCCGCAAUCUCCUAGCACAUCAACUUCUUCAAAAUGCUCCUCUAGAUCCGCUCGGCGGCAAAGCACCGGUCCGCCCCUGAAGCGUCAACGAAUGGUAUCGCCCACAGUGGCCGACCCCUCGGACCCUAGUAGCAGCACUGCUCAAAUGAACACUGUGGAUCCCAAUGAUCCCCUCUUCGCCGCGGAGCGACUAUUUGAAAACAUCGAAAAGAUACCAAGGGCACUAGAUCUCGACGAAAUCGGUGCUCUCUUCAUGAUUCUGCAAGAGAAGAUCUCACGCUUUUGCAACGCCCAUUUCGAUUUCGACCUCACCGCUGAGCAAGAGAAGGCGUGGCCCAUGCACCUUUUGGCCACGAAGUACCUGUCGCUGAUGCUGAUAACACAAAGAAUUGCAGACGGGAGCGAGUAUGGUUGGCAGAAUUUCUUCACAAAGCGGGAAUACCGACGGCAUCUCGUGCACGGUAUCAUCGGCGAAUGGUUUCAGCAACGCAUCUUCAAACACACCGGUUUCAGCCUUCCGGAGGAAAAGAUACGCGAACUCGAAAAAAUCGACCGCAAGUUUCUCCACUACGACGCCUUUGUGCGUAAUAAGAAGAAGGCCGAGUGUCUAGAGGAGCUGAAAUUCGACGAAGAUUACUUUCCGAGCGAGGAGUUCCCCAAAAUCUUUGAGCAUAUGGACAACCUAGAAAUUGCGGCUCGGAGAAUGGCUACCAACCUGCUCAGGGUUUUGGAGCCGCUCCUCCCACCUCCAUACUUUGACCCAAUCCGUCCGCGAUGGAGACAGCCGUUGAGGCUCCGGGAGCAAGGAGACGAAGUCCGCCUUCAGAUCUGGUUCCAGCUCAUUGAGUUGAUCAGAAUGGCAGGCAGUCUGCACCUUUGCAUGCGUUUUGCUGGCGCAAACGGACUCGUCGUGCGCAUCGCACCACACGUACCCAAGGGCACCAGAUUGCGGCGAGACGAUGUGGAGAACAACAUCUGCGUGAAUGCCAGCGCGUUGAAUGCGAAGAGUGCUCAAUCUCGAAAGGCAAACGACGAGUUAGAGGUCAAGAUGACCUGCUUUGGGCGAGUCGAGGCCGUCGUGCCGAAUGGCCUCGACGUGCUCGAACUCGAACAAGCACAGGCAGCAGCCCGAGCAGAAGGGAGAGAGCUCACCCGCGAAGAAGCCGAACAGAACCUUUUCAACCCGUAUCCGUACGAUUUGCAAGAGACGGACGCUGCAAAGGACGCCGUUGCGGAUCGGCCACCGAUUCCCGGAACAGAGUGGUCCACCGCGCUCCUCAAGGCUGGCAUUGAGGAGGCUCGCGCCAAAAGAUACGGGCGUGACCUCGCAGAAGACGACAGGAUCGAGCAAGGAAACCCUAAAAGUGGUGCGUUCGUCACCAUCUAUCCCAGAGUCGCUCCUUCGAACCUCUUCUGCGAGUGGGUCUCUUCCUCCGAGGACCAACAAUUCCCACGCAUCGGAGACGCAGCGCCGCAACCAUCCGCUCAGACCCUCGCCGAAGCCGUCGCGGAAGCACGCCGCCGAAAAUACAUCUCGUGCUUCCUCGAAGACGCCGCUCUCAAGGUCUGGAACACUGUUUCGGCACGCGAGUUUCUUGAGUGGCUGGUGCUUGCCGGUGGCAUCGCCAGCGUCAGCGUUCUUACGGCCCCGUGGGUCAGGAACGCGGUCGAGAGCGUCAAUUGGACAGAGCGGUCGAUAGACGUCGGGAUGGAUGUCCAAGCCUGCGCCGUCCGUGCCUUGUCUGUCAUGGGAAGCUGGCAGAGCGCGCUCCAGGAUGCCUCGGCGUACGUAUCCCAACUUGUCGCGCCGACUGCUGCAAGUACUACCGUAACCGUCACAUCGCUUGCAACGGACUGGACUACAACGACGACGACGACGACGACGACUAGGCAAGUCGAUGAUCCGACCGAUGCGGAUCAGCUGAUGGAAGACGUCUCUCCUCCUACUACUUUUCACACCACCACUGCAGCCGCUCCCUCCGAUCCUUUUUCCGAAUAUCUCGAAGGACUCACGAGCAUAUCUCGCCGAACCAUCGCGCGCGACGACCCUGAGUUCGCCAUGGUUGCGAGCCUGUUCAGCGAGCAGAUGGGUUUCGUCCAGGCUGAAACCAAGACUCAGUCACCGCCCGAGCCAGAACCCACCCCGUCCCCUACAGCCAGACGCUCAAAGGUGCUUUGA